This is a messenger RNA of Frieseomelitta varia, 1804 nucleotides long. It is a transcript of the gene Acat1, whose product is annotated as acetyl-CoA acetyltransferase, mitochondrial. The transcript is spliced from 9 exons. Gene Ontology annotation, molecular function: acetyl-CoA C-acetyltransferase activity. The record is from RefSeq and is a predicted model, not a curated record. Lineage: Eukaryota; Metazoa; Arthropoda; Insecta; Hymenoptera; Apidae. The coding region runs from base 311 to 1711 and encodes 466 amino acids. Gene Ontology annotation, biological process: fatty acid beta-oxidation.
UAGUUAUAAUUAGUGGAAUGUAAGGAAACCAUGGAUCGGAAUUCAAAUAGUAUCAGCACUACUACUUUUAUCUUGUGAUGAGUUAUAAGUUAUAGUUACAAUAUAAGAUCAAAUCUUUGAAAAGUUAAAGUACUUAAUUUUUACAAUAUAACAAUUCAAGCAAGUUAUUAAGCAUUCUAUUAAGCACUCAAAAUGUUGAUAUUAAAAAAUAAAGUAAGUUGUUAAUAAAAUUUCUCUUAUCACUUUACGUCCAUAUAGCUCUAAAGUAAAAUUAAAUGAUGUCGUUAUAGUUAGUGCAACUAGAACUCCUAUGGGAUCAUUUCUUGGAGGGUUAUCAAGUUUAUCUGCUCCAAAACUUGGAGCCACAGCCAUUCAAGCAGCAAUCGAACGUGCUAGUAUUCCCAAGGAUUAUGUUACAGAAGUAUACAUGGGAAAUGUUUGUCAAGCUUUUUUAGGUCAAGCACCAGCAAGACAAGCUACAUUAUUUGCAGGCCUUCCAAAGUCAACAGUAUGUACAACAGUUAAUAAAGUUUGUGCAAGUGGCAUGAAAAGUAUAAUGCUUGCUUCUCAGUCAUUACAAUGUGGGCAUCAAGAAAUUAUUCUUGCCGGUGGUAUGGAGUCAAUGUCCAAUGUACCAUUUUAUUUGCCACGAGGGGAAAUUAAAUAUGGUGGUAUGAAACUUGAGGAUGGUAUUGUAUUUGAUGGUUUAACUGAUGUUUAUAAUAAGUGUCAUAUGGGAAAUUGUGCAGAAAAUACUGCCAAGAAAUUCAAUAUUACUCGUGAUGAGCAAGAUAAAUAUGCUAUUAGCAGUUAUAAACGCAGUGCUGCAGCAUAUGCAAAUAAAAGCUUCCAAAAGGAACUUGUACCGGUUUUUGUACCUCAAAGAAAAGGCAAUCCUGAUAUAAUAUUUAAUGAAGAUGAAGAAUAUAAAAAAGUUAAUUUUGAUAAAUUUGGUAAAUUAAAUACAGUUUUUCAGAAGGAAAAUGGUACAGUAACUGCUGGAAAUGCAUCAACCUUAAAUGAUGGUGCUGCUGCAUUAGUCCUAACAACUGCAACAGUUGCUGAAAAAAUGAAUUUGAGACCUUUAGCACGAAUUAUUGCAUUUCAAGAUGCUGCAACUGAUCCUAUUGAUUUCCCAAUUGCACCGUCUUUUGGUAUUUCUAAAUUGUUAGAAAACACUGGAGUUAAUAAGAAUGAUGUAGCUCUUUGGGAGAUAAAUGAAGCUUUUAGUGCUGUUGUAAUAGCAAAUCAAAAAUUGCUUGAUCUUGAUCCAAACAAAGUAAACGUUCAUGGUGGUGCUGUGUCUCUUGGUCAUCCUAUUGGUAUGUCUGGAGCUCGUCUUGUAGUACAUUUAGCACAUGCUUUAAAAGCUGGCGAAAAAGGUGUUGCAUCUAUUUGCAAUGGAGGCGGUGGAGCCUCAUCCAUUUUAAUAGAAAAAUUGUAUCAUACAAUAUCUUCUCCACCAAUAUUAACGUUAUAUACAAAACAUCAUUGUCCACUUUGUGAUAUUUUAAAAAAUGAAUUGCGAUUGCGUUUUUCUGGUCGUUAUCAAUUACAAGAAAUUGAUAUUACAGCACUUGGAAAUGAACGAUAUUUGAAACUGUAUAAAUAUGAAAUUCCAGUUCUUUUUUUAGAACGUCAGUUUCUUUGUAAACAUCGUUUAGAUUCGGAAUUGUUGGAGCAAAAAUUACAAGAAUUUUCUAAAAAUUGAAAAUGAUAAACAGUAUCGAGUUGUAUGUAUUUUAUUAUUGGUCUUUAUAUUAAUCGAAUACGUGAUUAGUAAAUAAAAAUUAAUUAACGAUCA